AUGACGACUUUUAAAUCCAUAUGCGAAGACUCACUAAAGGAGAGAAAAGAAAAUGUCGGACUUGAGAGAGUUUUGGGGAGAGUAUUUGAUGAAUUAAUUUCCGAAUUUAAGGCCAAGUUUAUUAAGAAAAUAUCCGUCCUUGUCCACGAAGUGAAGCAUAGUGACUGCGCUUUGGAAGUUGGCAAAGGUGGGGUCCAACACUAUAAACGGGAAAAAUAUGAAAACAGGCAGAAGGAGCAGGUGGGAGGGAAAACGCAUACAGAUGACACAUUGGGUGUUUAUUUAAGCAACAUCACAUAUUCAAAGAGGAAGAGCUUGUUCGAAAAAAUAAAGAAAGAGAUUGACGCCCAGGGGGAGGACCAUGUCACCGAGAGGGGAGUCUCCAGGAAGAGAUUGGCCCCGAGCGGAUUUACCACUGUAGAGGAACAAAAGAUAUACGACUCGAACGAAAAAGUAAAUGUAAUGAAUGUAGUGAAUGAUGGAAAGAAAAAAAUAGACGAAGUGAGUGUGUUGGAUAGAAGGGGUAAAUCAGUGAGUAGCGCACGAAAUUACCUCUCCGAUAUGCACAGCAAGGCGAACAGUCGGAAAUCAGGAAGGAGUACGCGGAGCAGGGACACAACUGGAGAUGGGGGCUCCAAGGGGAUUGAGCAGUUGAGGAAGUUGGACAGGGUGGAGAAGAGGAAUCUGUCGGAGGUGUCGGAGCAGAUGAGCAUGUCGGAUAUGUCGGAAAAAUCACAAAGGACGCGCACUUCGUACAAGUCAAGGACAUCACGGGUGUCCCAUGGUUCCCCCGCUUCCUGUAUUUCUCGCACAUCACGCAAGACGAACCACCCAAGGGAAGACCUAUGCACGCUGAACGGAGAGAGCAACAAAAGUGAGAAAGAUACCUACGCGAAUAUUAUAAGUAAGUACACCAUCAAACGAUUGUUUUCUAAUAGACUGCACACCGACGAGGUGGGAGACACCCAUUGUGGCAUUGAUGAACGGAGAGCAGACAUACUUCGUAGUGCCCACAUUGACAAAGCGAGGAGAUACAUGCACGAGCCAAGUAGCAUCUCUACAAAUGGGGGAAAGGCCCCAUCAAGCAAAACUAACGAAUUUAUGAAUGAAGAGAACAAAAAUUACAAAAUUGUAAAGAGAGAUUUUGACGACUGUUCGAAAAGGAGUGUCAAAUCCAAGGCGAACUCGUUGGGAUCAGAGCGUGAGCCACUUGACAUCCUCAUUGCAGAAGAGGCUAAAGAAAGGAACAAGUUGAAGGAGAUUAGGGGUAGGUCAAAUGGCUACUCUAAUAGGCAGAACGAAGUCGAGGUGAAAUCGCACAAAGGGGACUCUACAAGCAUCGACAAAAGUGAGCAGUUAUUUUUUGAAGUCAUUAGAGGGAAAAAACGGAAGCAUCUAAAGGGCUUCGAAUGCGAAGACUGCAAAUCGUUUUAUGAGGAACUCUGUUGGGAUGGUUCGGAAGAGGGAAGAAAGUACAAAGGGGGUACGAGCCACCGAUCGUGGAACAGGCAUGAAGUGAGUAAACCUGCGCAGAACGAACUUUUACUUAAAAAAGACAGGGGAAAAAAGUCUGAAGGAGAAAAUUACACAAAUCGCCUUAGUGAAUAUGUCAAUGAGAAAUAUACGAAUGGCACCCAGCCUGAUACGGUAAAGUCAUUUGGCGAGAUGGCCUUGGUAAGCAGCCCCAGAUAUUUCAAGAAUGGUGAGGGAAAUGUGGACAUGGGUUCCGGCAAAUAUGCUGAAAAAUACAUUGACAAGUUUAUGAAGAAGUUUGAGAUGAAGGAAAAGAAUAAGGGAAGUUUGGUUAAAAUGAAUCAAGUGGAGGAGGAGAAGUUUUAUGAAGUCGACGAGGUAGAUGAUACAGAGGAAGAGUUACCAACGGAGGUGGCGGAAGAUAGACGGAAAGAAAAUAAGAAAAAAAAACUGAUUCAGUCUUUUUCGCGUCACAGAUAUCAUAGCAAAGUUAAUGAUUCGCCAAAAAAUUUCUGGAGCUUCGAUUUUUUUAAAUAA
Molecule: messenger RNA, 2010 nt
Organism: Plasmodium knowlesi strain H
Lineage: Eukaryota; Apicomplexa; Aconoidasida; Haemosporida; Plasmodiidae
Product: SAE2 domain-containing protein, putative
Exons: 1
Coding region: 1-2010 (669 amino acids)
Biological process (GO): DNA repair
Source: RefSeq, a predicted model, not a curated record